GGCUGGCGGCUGCAGCCGGCGGACGGAGGGACGGGCGGGCGUCGGCGAUGGUUGAGUGACCUAAAGGAUGUCCCUUCAACCAUGGGCCAAACUGUCUGCAUCUGCUCUCGUGGGAUAAUCACCAUUGACAAUAAGCGUUAUUUCUUUAUCCAAAAUCUGGAUGAAGGGGGUUUCAGCUAUGUGGACCUGGUGGAGAGUGUACAGACCGGCAAGUUCUAUGCCCUGAAACGCAUCAUUUGCCAUGACAAAGAAGACCGGAAGAAUGCACUUACCGAGGUGGAGAUGCACCAGAUGUUUAACCACCCAAACGUCCUGCCUCUGGAAGCGUACAGCAUCGUGGACAAAAGUCCAAAAUGCGAGACUUGGCUACUUCUGCCUUACAUUAAGAAUGGCUCACUUUGGACAGAGCUUGAGAAACUGAGAGCUGCUAAUAACUUCAUGUCUGAAGAACAGAUACUGAGCAUCUUCCUAGGACUCUGCAAGGGACUGAAGGCUAUCCAUGACAAGGGCUAUGCACACAGGGAUGUGAAGCCCACCAAUGUUCUCCUAGAUGACAAUCAGCAACCUGUGCUGAUGGACCUGGGAUCAAUGACAAAGGCAAGGAUUGAGGUCAAAGGGUCACGGGAAGCUAUGACAAUCCAGGACUGGGCAGCACAGCGGUGUACCAUAUCAUACCGAGCCCCUGAGCUCUUCACUGUGGAAAGUCACUGCAUCAUAGAUGAGCGCACUGACAUAUGGUCCCUUGGAUGUGUGCUGUAUGCUAUGAUGUUCCUGGAAGGACCGUAUGAUGGCAUCUUCCAGAAAGGAGAUUGUGUUGCAUUGGCUGUACAGAAUCCAAUAAGCAUUCCGGAAAAUUGCAGGUACACACAAUCCCUGCAACAUCUGCUAACCUCUAUGAUGGUUGUUAACCUCCAAGAGAGACCAAAUAUUACCUGGGUGUUGAACCAGACUGAACAACUGCAGCCUGCAGGAGCCGUCCAGGAGACCAAAAUGAUCUGAUCUUGGCAGCUUAAACUGGAGUGGCUCCCUCUGUCCUAGGAGGCACUUUGCAUUUAUCAAUUAUCAGACUUUCAUUAUUUCUACAUGGAGAGAAAAACAUCGAGCAGCCUACUUUCAGUAUUUCUGCCAAUUGGGCAGGAUCCUGGGUGUUCCCACACCAUUUUGCACUCAAUAUUUUUCAAUUUUCAGUGGGACAGAAAGUAAAAGAAAUUGCACAUCUUUCUUCAUUGCAGAAGGAAUUGGCUGCUUGUUUUGCUCCAUUAUUACUACCUGUGCUUUAAUUUGAAUUAAUCAUAGCCACCAAAUCCUUUGAAUGCUAUGAUUACAUGCAAAUAAUUUGCAUACAGCAUCUUGCUGGAGAAGUAGUCUCACUGAACAUGAGAGACACGAUUUGCUGUCAGUUUGGUCACUAUUUUGGACGUUGCCUCUCAGCUCAUUUCCAUCGUCGUUCACCAGGUAUUAAGUGUUCACAGCUGGAGUGCACUAUUUCCAGCUGUGUAUAAUAAGGCAAAUGAAAAAUUGGCCUUGCACUGCCAACUCUACAUUGAGUGCAGGCAGGGCACAAUUCGUAAAGGUGGACUUUGAGGCUGUUGAACCUGACUUCCAGGUGUGCGACAGAGAACUAACUCAAUAAUGAUUAAGUUUUGGGAGCAAGUGUGGAAAUCUCUAAAGUUAUCCUUUGCAUCAUAGCCUUGCAAACUCCACCCGGUCUUACCAUGCUCUGCAUGGUGGGGUAAGGGUUGGUUAUAAUUGGGUUGCAUGGUUUGUUUGGGAUCCUGAGGGUGCUGGCAACCAUCUCUAUAGUAUUUUGUACUGUUUUUCUUUCAAUUAAAUCAAGUUUUUCCUCUUAUCUUUCACCCCUGUGUCCUCCCCCACUUACAAAAAAUGACAAGAUUCAGAACUUGAAAUCAUCAGUGAUUUUGGUUGCAGAAUGGGCAAGUUUGAAUCCAUCCGGGCUAAGCAAGCUGGUGAGAAGCCCAUCACUCAUCUCUCCACCCCCAGCCAAACAGUAGAUCUGAGCCAAACCAGAUGAAUAUUUUCCUCAAUGCUGCCUCACUCUUUCUGGAAAUAUCACCUCCCACUCUGUACUUUCUGUAGGAGCUUAGUUAAACCCAUCUCUGCUAUUUUCCAAGUACGUAUUCCAUGUCUGUUCAAAAUGGGCAGCCUUGUCUUUUGGAAGAAUCUCAAAAUGUCCAAUUUGUCAGCUUGCCAGGAAAUUGAGUCAUUUCCACAAGCAGGAGUGUAAAAACUUUCAAUCAAAAUCAUCUGUUGCAGAAAUGUUUCAGUUCCUUGUUGGAACUUGUACGCACAUGCGCACCUUAGAUAACAUAUUUCUUCCUUCCCCUGCAUUGCACUCCACCCUAAGCAACAAUGUAUUGAACACCAGAAAAUAAGCAGGUGUAGGCCACCUGGCCUGCCAUUGAAUAUGAUUGUGGCUGAUCUGCCCAAGCCUCAACUCCUUUUUCUGUGUCAGUUUCCACAUAACCCUCAAUUUGCUGACCCUUCAAAACUGUAUCUAGCUCCUCUUUAAAUACUUCCAAAGAUCUGGCCUCCACAACUCUCCAGUGUAGAUAAUUCCAGAGAUUCACCACCUUCUGCAAGAAAUUCCUAUGCAUCUGUUUUAGAUGACAGCCCCCUUAUUUUGUAACUAUAUCCCCCUCGUUUAACUGUCCCAUGAGUGAAAACCUCUCAACAUCUACCCUGUCAUUACACCCUUGGGAUCUUCUGCGUUUCAGUCAGAUAACUGCUCAUUCUUCUAAACUCCAACUUCUUUAGCUGCUUCUGAUAGGGUAGCACUUUCUUCCCAGGAAUUAGCUCAGUGAAUCUCUCUCAGAUUUCUUCCGAUGUCAGUAUAUUCAUCCUUAAAUAAGGGGACCAAAACUGUGUAGGGUGCUUCAGGUAUGCCCUCACCAAUACCCAUGGUAACAAUGCAUCUCUAUUUCUAACCCCUUUGACUCUGCAAAAACAAAACCUGUGCAAAUUAUUUUAAAGGGGUUAAAGGUGACUUGGUUGAUUCCUGAAGUUGCAUUUUCAUUUUCUAAUGUGUAAUACUGUACUUUUCUUUCCAACACUUCCUCCUCCACCCCACCCACCAGCUCCUACAAUCCCCAAUACUACGAACAAAAAUACUCUCAGUGCUCACCAGCUAGGUAUUUGGUUGUGUUGGGAACUUGCUUUGGUUUUAAAUAAGAGAGAAAGCUUGAAAUUAAAAAUAAAACUCCUGGGGGGAAAAAAACUUUGAAUUAAUGUGGAAGUCAGGUUAGCAUUUCAGACUAGGACCUUUUCAUCAGAACUGGAAGUUGUUGAGGGGUCAAAAGCUAAACAGAACAGUCCAUAGGGUGGAUGUUGACUGUUAACUAUUAUAAAUAGUAAAGUGCAAAUCAAGAGAAUGGUUUGGGUCUGGUCUCUCUCUUCAAAGAGCAAUCUAAUGAGUCGCACUCUUGUAUAUCCCAGCAGUUCUUUUCCUGGAAAAAACCUCCCAUUCCCUUUUGAGGACUAUCAUCCUUUCUACCACCUACCAACAAGUGAUUUCACGUUCCAACUAUGCAUUCAUCUAAACAAGUAGUUUUGCCUGGGUGCCUCUGGUUCUUUUGCCAAUCACCAUUUAAAACUUUGUUAGUCCUUCAGCUGUUGGUAGCGGUUUCUCUGAUUUUGCAAAGGAGAGGAGGAAUAGGCCCUCUGAGCUUCCACAUUCAAUUUCAUGGUUGAAACCUAUUCCCCAAGACCGUUUUGCUGGCCAGUCCUCAUAGCCUUUGAUUCUUCAGGUGUCCAAAAAUUCAUCGCUCUCAGCCUUAGAUAUAUUUAAUGCAUUUACAUGGUUUUAAACGCCUCUAUCAAAAUGUCUUAACCACCUCAGCUUUGAGGAGGCCAAUGUUAUGAAGACAGAAAAUAUAAAAGACACUGAAGAGAUGGAAAUCUGAAGAAAAGAAUGCUUGAAGUGCAAAGCAUGCCGCUCUGUGCCUGUAGAAAAAGACAAGCAAAAACUGGUGACCAACUGAGGCCCACAAAGUUGGUUAGUCUUUCUCUGUUGUUCAUUUGUAGAGGAGGACAAGUUCUUCUUAUUUUGUUUAAUUGUCACAGAAUAACAUUCUUUCUGAAGAACUAGUGAAUGCGACAUAAUUGUUGCAUUUAGUUACCAGAAGAAACACAAAUGCUUGGCUUUUAACAUGGGACAGCCAGAGAGACAUACAAAAUAUCAUAAACACUGAUUCCAUAUCAGCUUCAUAGUGACAGAACAUAAAAAUGCAACGUACGUUUGAAGAAAGGAAAAUUUAGGACUUCAUAUAAACAGAGACAGAAAUAGAUGUAACAGUGGAGCUAUUGGAAGCUAAAGCCCUGAGAUUUGUUGGAUGUGGUGAUUUGAAACUAGCAUUUACUAUGUGAGCUUUUCCACAAUGUAUUGUCAUGGAGUAAUAAAGAAGGAUGUGCUUUGUCUUUGCCAUCGCACUUUGAAAAAGCUCUCUAAUUACUCCCUGCCCCCAUUAAAACCGCUUCUGUUAACUAGGUAAAAUGUCACAUUACAUUAGAAACAGAGAAUUUUGUACAGACAUCAGCAAUGGUGUACCUUGGCAUUCUCCUGCCAGAACCUAAUAUCCCUUGAUUCACUUUGUGUCCAGAAAUCUAUCAAUCUUGGAAGUACUUGGUGUCAAUUCUUUAGGGUAGAAAAUUUUAAACAUUUUCAAAUCUCUGGAUAAAAAAGAUGCUGGUGUUAGUGGGAGAGAGUGUAAGCCAUUGUAGGGUUUCUUUAUCCACUUCAACCUUCUGCUUUUGUAUGGCUGAAAUCAGACCAAGGAAAAUGCAAACUUUUUCAAUAUUGUAUCAUGAGUGCAAUUAUUUAUAUUUAUGCAUGUUCUUUCAAAAGUCAAGUGAAAUACAACCUAGCAAUCAUUCUCUAUUUAUAUACUGUUUGUGGGAUUUUGCUUUGCACAUAAUGGGCAACAUUUGCCUGCAUAAUGUAAUUCAUUGCAAGAAACUCUUGGGAUAUAGUAAGAAGCAAUACAGGGUCUCUCCCUACAGGUGGACCCACUCAUUGCCAGGUCAGGUUGUAUUUGAUCUGAUUCCAUUGUCAUUGCCUUGACGAUACUUAAAGUGACUAAUUUUUUGGGAUAUCAAUUCUUUGAGAGCGUCAUGAUAGGAUUUUGAUGACAUUCUGAACUUGUAUACUCCCCACAGAUGCCUUGUCCUGAUUUUCUGUUCUAUCCUCGUGUAUGCAAUUCCAAUUAUUUGCAUGUCUUUAAGAUAAAAUAGUGUGUAAUUGUUUGUUAAAUUCUUUCCUGUUUUGACCCCUCCCAUGUGUUUUGUGGUUGCGGAAGGCUAGUUUCUGGUGUGUAGAUGCCUACUGCAUUUAUGAAGCAUUACUUUCUCCUUGGCUACUGUGUCAUUUAUGACAAAAUUGCAGAGACAGCCAGCACAAUGAGCAUUUGUGUACUGGCAUUAUUGUGGAUGUUGAUGAGUAAAACUUAAACCUCAAUUUGAGAAGUGAAAAGUCUGCAUGGUUGCUCCGAGCCCUGAUGUUUGGAUGUAGAUUUUGUGUUCACUGAGGCCUCUUCUGUUGGAAAUACUGUGUUAUUUUUUAAAACCUAUUUUAGAAUCAUACAGCACAGAAAUAGGCUCUUCAGCCCACCACAUCUGCACUAAUCAUCAAGCACCUAUCCACAUGAAUUCUUUUUUUUGCAUUCCUAUCAACUGCACUCCCCUCCCCCCCCGGAAAUACCCACAGUUCUGCUCCCCCCUCCCCCCACGAAACUGGGGCCAAUUCACGGUAGGCAAUCAAUCUACCAACCUGGGAUGUGGAAAGAAACUGGGCCACACAGACAGCACCGGAGGUCAGGAUUGAAUCCUGGUCCCUGGUGCUGUGAGGCAGUAGCUUAAAUAAAUCUUUCAUGGGUUUUCACAUAAUUCUUUGGAUUUUUCUACAUCUGCGGUUAUAAAUAUCUUGUUCAGAUCAAUGCCGCAAUGACUCUUUACCGAGAAUCUCCUCUCACUCUUUAAUAAUUUUAAAAUAAAAUUAUUUUUCUCAUAGCAGGAGCGUAACUUGUAAUCCCAUCUUGCUCCAUGACCCUUUUAUAUAAACCUCACUCUUGCCUCCUAAGUUAUACCAACACAACCACACACAGGGUAAGAGCAGUUAGUUGACAAGGCAGAUUUUCCUCUGGUUAUGAUGUUACAGUUAACAUUAUCAGGUUCAGCUCUUAUGCAUUGCACCCUUAUGAUCUUAUUAGUAGCACUGAGCUGCUGGAUUUUUUUUCAAUCAAUCAUUACUUCCAAGAUUACAGACCAAUAAUCAUUGCCCAACCCUAGUUGCUGUAGAAAACAGGGAGAUGGUUUCUGUAAGAUCCUCCAGCACAUUGCAGAUUUUGCUUGUCCCGCCAUUGAUGAUCUUGUCUGCACUUCCCUCUGAUUUAAGUUUUGGAGUUACUUGGCUAAAUCCCUCUGCCUCUUCACCUCCUUUUACGAUACUUCUUGAUGGGGUUAUGGUACCAUGUGGCGGUCAACCAGAUUAUCAUCCUGAGGUCUGGAUCAUUGAUUCGGGUGCAGAAGUUGAAAUCUCACCUUGACAGCAGGUAUUUAAACUUGAGUAAUUAAAUCUGGAAUUUAAUGAAAUAGUGAAAUCUGUAAUUGUGACCAUGAAACUGUCAGGAAGGAAGUCUGCCGUCCUUGCCCAGUCUGACCUGUUUGUGACUCCAGACCCUCAUGUGCUUGACUGCUGUUUCUUCAAUUUAGGGCCAACAAUGUGGAUUGUCAACAACAUCGAGAUUCACUUAAAAAAAAGUAAAUUAAAGAAAAACUACCUCAUAAACCAAACUAUUAACCAUCUGUCUUGAUUUGACUGAGCCACAAAAAAAACUUCUGAUUCAAUUACACUCCCAGGAAGAUUUUUGUGAUGUUUUGCAGAUCUAAAGCUGCUAUAUAAAUGCAGGCUUUUGUUCUUGAAUCAGUUUGUGCAGUUAGAUACAGCUGAGUGUUUUGUACCAGUCAGCCACAUUAAUGUGGGGCUUAAGUCAGAUAUAAACUCAGAUCGUUUAAUGACAUCUGCUACUUUCCCUAAAGGACACCAGUCUGAUUCAUCAUUGUACUCUAAGCCUUUUUAUUCCAAGGUUCUUUUAUAAUUGAUCUCAAAUGUUAAGUGAAUAUGUGGAAACCCUCCCCCUCAUUGCACAGACACUGCUACUAAUGUGUGUGCUAUAGGUGAAGGGGGUUGCUGGUACAGCACCCUGAAGCGAUACAAUGAGCUGCAUUCCCUAGUCCCAUCCCAGCCUUGCCAGGGCAGGGAGAGCAGUAGCAGGAUAUAAAUUAGAGGUGCUUUGUACAUUGUUUUCCUAAACAGCUGCCAGAAAUGAGGUAUUGCAGUGGUACUGGCCUUAACUUGUUGAUUAAGGAGCAUGCUCUGAAAGUCUCUCAUGAGCGUCCUCCUGUGAAUGGGCCGAUUAUCUAUUCCUGACACUUUGGCACCCCUAUGUUGUGUAUUUAGUUGAAUUAUCUGAGUGAUUCUCUGCAUGCUUGAAUCUGGCAAUAACAAGGUUGAAGUCUAGUGUCAUUGCUGUCUAACUCUCACUUGCGGUAUUUCCAACAAUUGCAUUCCAAAGUGGAAAGUAGCAGCUUGAAUGCUUUUAAAGUCUGUUUUAGUCAUUUAAAGUUUUAUUUGAAUCAUUAUUUAACUCUGUAUUUAACAGAGUUAUCUGUAUUUAACUCUAGAGAAAUGAAGAAUUAAAAAUAUGUUGAUUUUGCACUUUA
Molecule: messenger RNA, 7734 nt
Organism: Pristis pectinata (smalltooth sawfish)
Lineage: Eukaryota; Metazoa; Chordata; Chondrichthyes; Rhinopristiformes; Pristidae
Gene: stk16
Product: serine/threonine kinase 16
Exons: 8
Coding region: 82-999 (305 amino acids)
Biological process (GO): protein phosphorylation
Cellular component (GO): Golgi apparatus; cytoplasm
Molecular function (GO): protein serine/threonine kinase activity; ATP binding
Source: RefSeq, a predicted model, not a curated record